UGUCUCUCUGUAGCUGGUGCUGGUUGGAGACGGGGGGACGGGGAAGACCACCUUUGUGAAGAGACACCUGACUGGAGAGUUUGAGAAGAAAUACGUUGGUGAGGAAGCGCGGGGGAGGCUGCUCUGUGUGUGAGACGGCUCUGCUUUCAGAGCGCACUGCCGGCUGCUUCCAAACCCACGCUGGGGGUGGAGGUGCACCCCCUGGUCUUUCACACCAACAGAGGGGCGAUCAAGUUCAAUGUGUGGGACACGGCCGGCCAGGAGAAGUUCGGGGGGCUGAGAGACGGAUACUACAUUCAAGCUCAGUGUGCUGUAAUCAUGUUUGACGUCACAUCGCGUGUCACCUACAAAAACGUCCCCAACUGGCACCGGGACCUGGUGCGCGUCUGUGAAAACAUUCCCAUCGUGCUGUGCGGCAACAAGGUGGACAUCAAGGACCGGAAAGUGAAGGCGAAGUCCAUCGUGUUCCACAGGAAGAAGAACCUGCAGUACUACGACAUCUCUGCGAAGAGUAACUAUAACUUCGAGAAGCCCUUUCUGUGGCUGGGCAGGAAGUUGAUCGGUGACCCCAACCUGGAGUUCGUUGCCAUGCCGGCGCUGGCCCCGCCCGAGGUUUCCAUGGACCCCACGCUGGCAGCGCAAUACGAGCUGGACCUGAAGGUCGCUUCGGAAACGGCGUUACCAGACGAGGACGACGACCUUUAACCUGCUGACCCUCUAGCCUCAGGGUUCCGGAGGGGGCGGAGUUUCCCUGUUUUUUUUAAAACUCCGCCCCCCCCUCCCAGAAAAAACUGAACAUUCUGAACCAAAGCCGCUCUCUCUCUCUCUAUCUCUGUCUCCCUCUCUCUCUCUCUCUCUAUCUAUCUCUCUCUCUGUCUCCCUCUCUCUCUCUAUCUCUGUCUCCCUCUCUCUCUCUCUCUAUCUCUGUCUCCCUCUCUCUCUCUCUCUCUCUGUCUCCCUCUCUCUCUCUCUCUCUGUCUCCCUCUCUCUCUCUCUCUCUAGCUCUCUCUCUCUCUAUCUGUCUCCCUCUCUCUCUCUCUAUCUCUCUCUCUUUAUAUCGCUCUCUCUCUCUCUCUGUCUCUCUCUCUCUCUCUCUCUCUCUCUCGGUUCAAUUAUAUACAACAAACAGCACUUAAUAAAAUAAAAGUCACAACAACAGCAAAAAAUAAAAUAAAAAAAGACCUAGGAUUACAUUAUUGUAAGUUUGCUAAUAUGAGAAGUUCAUGUGAUCCUGCCAAGCUGCAUCAGAGCAGGGAUGAUAAUCAGACUCCUGCUGCACAGCAGUGUGAUCCAGUCCAGUCCAAUCUAGUGAUAUUAAACUGCAGUUACAAUGUAAUUCCAGUCCAGUCUAGUGAUAUUAAACUGCAGUUACAAUGUAAUUCCAGUCCAGUCUAGUGAUAUUAAACUGCAGUUACAAUGUAAUUCCAGUCCAGUCUAGUGAUAUUAAACUGCAGUUACAAUGUAAUUCCAGUCCAGUCUAGUGAUAUUAAACUGCAGUUACAAUGUAAUUCCAGUCCAGUCUAGUCUAGUGAUAUUAAACUGCAGUUACAAUGUAAUUCCAGUCCAGUCUAGUGAUAUUAAACUGCAGUUACAAUGUAAUUCCAGUCCAGUCUAGUGAUAUUAAACUGCAGUUACAAUGUAAUUCCAGUCCAGUCCAGUCUAGUGAUAUUAAACUGCAGUUACAAU
This is a messenger RNA of Acipenser ruthenus (sterlet), 1686 nucleotides long. RefSeq names its product GTP-binding nuclear protein Ran-like. Bases 319 to 705 code for a protein of 128 amino acids. NCBI's taxonomy places the organism in Eukaryota, Metazoa, Chordata, Actinopteri, Acipenseriformes, Acipenseridae. Gene Ontology annotation, molecular function: GTPase activity; GTP binding. The record is from RefSeq and is a predicted model, not a curated record. Gene Ontology annotation, cellular component: nucleus; cytoplasm. Gene Ontology annotation, biological process: protein import into nucleus; ribosomal subunit export from nucleus. The transcript has 5 exons.